Molecule: messenger RNA, 5398 nt
Organism: Armigeres subalbatus
Lineage: Eukaryota; Metazoa; Arthropoda; Insecta; Diptera; Culicidae
Product: tyrosine-protein kinase-like otk
Exons: 12
Coding region: 1-3261 (1086 amino acids)
Biological process (GO): protein phosphorylation; cell surface receptor protein tyrosine kinase signaling pathway; multicellular organism development
Cellular component (GO): plasma membrane; signaling receptor complex
Molecular function (GO): transmembrane receptor protein tyrosine kinase activity; ATP binding
Source: RefSeq, a predicted model, not a curated record
AUGAUAUCCCAGAAUUUCCCGAUGUCAAACUCAGCGUCGUUCGUCCGUUCCGAGUUUCAAUUUACGGUUCUGCCAAAGUAUACCCAGGUGUACGAGGGCGAAUCGGUUGUGUUCCAGUGUCGAGCUUUCUUCGACGAUGAGAUCGACUUUUCCUGGACGUUGAACGGUAAGUUUGCUAUGAGCACGGAAGAAAAGACUGAAGCCGGCGGUUGGCCAGUGGAGAUUACGUGUGCCUGGCGACGGCCCGCGCCUCCGGGGCCUGGUCGCCACCCGCCGGCCAAGCUGGACAUCAUCCGUACUUCCGCUCCGGUGGUGCAACUGGUGAAGCACGAAUCGGAAAAGGGCAACGGUGCAGUGGUGCUGAAGUGUCACACGGGAAGCUCAUCCAAUCAUGGCAGCGGAAAUGGCAGCAGCAUCAUCAAUUCCGGAAGAGACGACGACGGAAUGCACAUCGAGUGGUUCAGAAACAACGAACGACUCACCAAAUCGGCGCAUAUCGAUUUUCAGCGUCGGAAGCUGCACAUAAAAAAUGCAACAGCCAAGGAUAAUGGCGUCUACGGAUGUUUGGUGGUGCACCACGGGGCCGCCGGAACCGGGGGAAUGACAUCGUCGACGUCGGUCGCGAGCGUCAAAAACUACCGGCUCAAGUUGAAGGGCACUACAGGUCCCAGCAACGGAGUGCCUGGAGCAAGUGCUAAUGUACUAGACAACAACGCCAAAAUCGACUGCACCAAAAGCCGAAAUUCGCUACUGUGCCGGGGAAAACGUGGAGAUAAGCUCAUCGCCGCCGCCCUAACAGCCACAUCCCCCCUGACGUCGAUGUUGCCCGCCGGUACAUCUCUGCCGUUGCUGUCCGCGGAUGGCUCAGCUGUCCCGGUGCAAAUCGUUGACCAUCCGGUCAAUGUGGUUGUGAAUGAAAGUGCCGCCGCUAUUUUUAAUUGUGGCUUCAAGUCGUCGCUCGCUGGCGGUAAUGACUCCGGUCUGCUCGUGCUGAAGUGGCGUAAGGAUGGCAAGGUGAUUCGGAAGUGGGACAACGUGGAUGGGCUGGACGGCGAGAAUGGUCCAACCGAGAGCACCGUGUACCGGGACGAUGGACGAAUCCACGUGGACCGAAACAAUGGGUCGUUAAUUUUCAAUUCGGUCAUUGCAAGCGAUGAAGGUAGUUACGAUUGUCAGGUGACUAAUAAUGGAAGCGAUUUUUUGGUGACAUCCAACGUGGCAGAACUUCAAAUCAUAUCAAAUCUCCGAUUCACUCCCAAACCGCCAUCUUCGAAAAACUUAGAACUCGGAUCAAUCGCCAAAAUCCAUUGUAAAGCACAGGGAACGCCUACCCCGUCGGUUCAUUGGACAACCGAAGGGACCAAAUCCGAUUUGCCGGAUUCGGUUGAGGACGUCAACGGAACGCUCACUUUCCGAACCGUGUCCACCGAUCACCGUGGAAGCUACACUUGCGUCGCUUCCAACAGCCAAGGCGAAAUCAGUGCCUCCGUGCAGGUGCACGUAGUUGUGGCGCCAAAGUUUGAAAUAGCUCCGGAAGGAUCGAUACAGGUAGCCGAGAUGGGGACGGUGUUCAUUCACUGUGUGGCCACGGGUGAUCCGAAGCCUACCAUUCAGUGGGAUAAGGAUUUGCAGUAUCUGCACAGUUCCAAUCAGACCGAAGACGAAAGGUACAGGAUUUUGGACAAUGGCACAUUGGUGCUGACCGAGGUGCAUCUGGAGGACGAUGGGAACUACGGCUGCACGAUUGGAAACAGUGCGGGAUUGAAACGCGAGGAGGUUCACCUGAUUGUGAAACCUGCCGAUAGCAUGCCGCAGCCGGAAGAGUCCUCCGAGGAUGGUUUCCUAAUAACGCGAGCCGUCCUGAUCACCAUGUCGGUUGCGUUUGCCUACAUAAUUCUGGUGGUGGGCCUGAUGCUGUGGUGUCGCCACCGUCGGGCGGCUCGUAAGGCUCGGCUCAACAUGAGCUCCAAGGAAAAUGGAGACGUGGAUCUGAAAAACUGCGAAAUCGAACCAUGCCUGCCGGACAAAUCUUCGCAGGAUGGUAAAACCAAGAUCAAGUCCAAAUCCGGUCACCAGAAGACGGGUUCGACGGCGGACGGACAGGAGAAGAGUGACGAUACGGUCAACUCGAACAAGUCCAAGAAAUCAAAUAGCUCCAACUCGAUGCUGGAUCAACUGGCGGUGCCUCGAUCGAGCGUGAUCGAGAUGCUGCAGAUUGGAAAGUGCGAUUUUGGGGAUGUCUUCAUCGGGAAGAUCAAGGAAAAUGAUUGCAAGACUGUGAAGGUGGAAACGGUAAAGGAACCAGCGGCAGGUGAUGACGUCGCGCAUGCCACUAAAACUGAAAUAACGACGGAGGAUGAGAAAAUUACCAAGAAACCGUCCAAUGAGGAACUGAACGAGAUCAAGCCCGAAAAUGACUACAAACCGGUAAUGGUGAAGGCGUUAACCAAAGUGAAGGAUGAACAUUGCUGUUCGGAGUUUCGGCGGCAGCUGGAUCUGUUCCGAACAGUCUCGCACAAAAACGUGGUCAAGCUGUUUGGAUUGUGUCGUGAUAAGGAUCCGCACUACAUGUUACUUGAGUAUACUGAUUGGGGUGAUCUGAAGCAAUUUCUUCUGGCUACAUCUCCAAGUGUUCCGCCUAAUGGCAGUGUAGAAUCGAAGAACGCUAACAAGCCUCCACCGUUGAAUGUGCCACAGAUACUUGCACUGGCUCACCAAAUUGGACGCGGCAUGGAUGCCAUCUACAAAGCCCGGAUUAUCCACAAGGAUCUUGCAACGCGCAACUGCAUCAUCAGCAGUGACUUCUCGGCCAAAAUCUCCAUGCCGGGUCUCAGCCGAGACAAGUACAACAAGGAGUACUUCAAAUACAAGAACCAACUGAUGCCGGUCCGGUGGAUGGCCCCCGAGUGCCUCCAGGAUGACGAUUUUUCCAUCAAGAGCGAUAUUUUCUCGUUUGCCGUGCUGAUGUGGGAACUGUUUACUACGGCCCUGGAACUGCCCUUCAAGGAUUUCACCGACGAGGAGUACGUUACGCAAGCCCAAAACGGCAAGUUGGAGUGGAAGCUGGCGGAAAAGACGCCGGAAAAUUUGCACAAAAUACUGACAUCAUGUUGGUCAGUCAAUCCAAAAGAGCGACCUUCCUUCAGUCAGCUGGUCGUAGCCAUCGGAAACUGUUUACAAAGUGAGUAUCCAAAAGAGCCCACAGAAGUGGCGCCUGCGGUGUCGGAGCCGGCCGCAGGAGCAACAUCGACGGCGGAUUGAGGAAUCUGUACCCCUAAGUAUGUAAGCCAUUCGUGAUUGAUGAACGUAACUUUACACAACGACUGCUUUUUCGUCCAAAGGAUAGGGACGGAUAAGUUUUUCGAGUAUGUCUGCUAUUAAGUGUAUCCUGUAUUAUAUUAGUAUUUAUUGUCAAACAAAUGAGUAGAUUCUAUACAAUUGAAAUUGGGAAUUUAUAGAACUUGGUUUUAUUGAGAAAAAAAUGGUGACUUGUUGAAACCAUGUUAUGGUUCGAACAAAAUGAGGAGUUUAUCCAAAAGUUUGAUAAGACUUAUGAAGAAACUUACUGCCGUACAUAUGAUGGAUCCAUAUGUGAUCUGAUAGCAUUUAUCGAAAUGAAGACUUGAUAAUAUUUUUAUCUACAAACUGAUAAGAUAAUCUUGGAAUAAGUCAUCGCAAACGUACUAUAAGAAUAUUACCAGCACUAGUAUUAUAGACUCGUAAUUAGUAUUCAUUCAUCAAAAAAAAUCUUAAGUGGAGCAAUUAUGAUUAACCAUCUAAGGAAGGAUAAUAAUAUAUGUCAAGACUAUUUUUUAUCUUUGGGAAAUUUUCAAAUUAUCUAUCGUUUACCCACUGAUUUAUUUUGAAAUUGAUCCACAAUUUGACAUAGAAUUGUUUCUCGAUUAAGGACAAUCCUCCCGGAAACCAAAACUAAAUGAACUCACGUUUUCAAGGCCACAUCAAUCAAAACGGAAGCAACGCUCAACUGUCACUUUUAUUUUUCCACGCAUGCUGCGACGCAGCACAGCUGGAAUAAUAAAAAUGACAGUUUUGCGUACUUCAGUAUCGAGUUUUUAUUGCCUUUGAAAACGCGAUUAAAUUUUGUUUUGGAUUCCGGAAGGCUUUUUUUAAUGAAACGUUUCGUUUGAAAUUAUUUAUAAACAUGGAUCAAAGUAUUUCAGAUUUAUCUUGUGUUUGGAUAUUUUUUUCUAAUAUAUUGAACACAGCUAGCAUUGUAUGAAUGUGCUUGAAAUAAAACCAGUCCAGAAACAUUACAUCAUAUUAUAAUUGCCUGCCAUACAAUAUAAAUAAAAAUAAACACACAAUUGUAGAUCCUCUUAGAUAUGAUCAAACAUUAUAUAUUCAAAAGAACAUCAAUCAAUCUUCAAUCAUUAAACACUCAAAAUAUAUCAACAAAAGUAUAACUACCACACAUUGUCUGUAGAAGAACCGCUUUUCGGCAUACUAAGCACCAAACGCCGCCGAUUGUUGAACCAAUUUGUUUCCCAAUCUUGCCUUACGCUUCCUGUUGCAAUGCAUAGAGUUCUUUAAACUAAAAAAAUCGAAAAAUCUUUAUCUUGAUCUCCGCUCGUAGAUAUUCCAAUUCUGUCGCUACUUAUGACAAUUAUAUUCAAAAUUAUACACGUACUCAACUUUCAAAGAAGUUAUUCCACCAUCAUCAUAAUGUAAUCCGCUGGUAAAAAAAACAUCAACCGUAGCUUCUAAAUAAAACUUAUUCCGAUGGGAACAUUACUUUAGAAUUCAUCAAUAUUCAUUUGUAUAAUACCAAACUUCUAAACCAGAACCGAUGCAUUUGUCCCAAUCUUGGACUGAAUUAGGCUAACGAACAAGUCCGAUUGCAUUUUUACAUAACAUUUUCAUAGAGUGUAAGUGAAUCUCUAAAAUACUCAACUGGAGAAUAGUUUGAGUUGAAUGAAAGUAGGGAAAAAUCUCUGAAGUGAUAAAUCGAACAAUGAAAGCUGCUUCCAAGCAAAACGUAGUAAGACUCUUUUUAUGUAAAUAGUGACAUAUCAGUUUUAUAGGUUUAAUUCGUGUCGGUGUGAGAAAACACACAAACUUGAAUUUUGCAAUUGUAAGCGGUUUCUUCCCUCGUUUUAGCGAGAAAUUCUGUAUUUAAAAUAGUGAGUUUUUUUUUAUCUUGGCCAAGUAAGAACAACACAAAAUAAUGGUCUAGUCAUUUGGAAGGCGAAGUUAAUGCGGUCAAUUUAAGUAGAAAAGGGAAAUUUGAUUGCGAAUGCGUCAAUUUUUCGAGGAACAGUACAUACAACGCUGCAUUAUACAAUUUAGUUUAUCGGAAAGUAACAUUUUUAUCAAGACUUAGUAGUUAAGAAUCAAUUUGCUGCUAAAACUGGUUAAAAGCGAAUAAAUGGAAAAUGAA